AUGUUUCUUGAUGAUAACAAGUACAACACAACAGCUUAUGUCGAUCAAAUCUCCUUCCCACAAAUGAUUGAAAUAGUCAAUCGAUACAAACCUGAAGUCAUAUGGAGCGAUGGUGAUUGGGGAAAAAGCGACGAUUACUGGAAGAGUAAAGAAUUCCUGGCGUGGUUGUACAAUACAAGUCCCGUUAAAGAUGUCGUUGUGGUGAAUGAUCGCUGGGGUGGUGAUUCCAUGGGAAAGCAUGGCGGCUUUCUCACUUAUUCUGAUCAUUAUGACCCAGGCAAACUCCUAGACCGAAAAUGGGAAAAUUGUAUGACCCUCGACAAAGAAUCAUGGGGACAUCGUCGCACGAUGAAGGUGUGUUGCUUUUUUCAGAUUUGA
Messenger RNA from Cooperia oncophora, 378 nucleotides. NCBI's taxonomy places the organism in Eukaryota, Metazoa, Nematoda, Chromadorea, Rhabditida, Trichostrongylidae. The record is from the annotation of a GenBank genome assembly.